UGUAACCUUCAAUCUUCGUCCAUUCCAUGUUCUCUGUCUUCUUCUGGCUAUUCACUCUCACUCUCUCAACUUUCAAUUAACAUGGGAUUCUCUCCUCUUUGAGCUUCUUCAUUCUCAAUUGUUUAACCCUUUUCUGUUGUGAGAAAGAUUUUCUGUUCCACUCUUCCAAUGGCUUCAUGUAGUUUAGGGACUCCUCAUAUUAAAGUAUUGAACUUGCACUUUAGUGCAAAAAGAGUUGGCCUUUCACAACAGUUUGGUACAAGAAGUUGGAUCAGUAGGCAGUCACUGCAGUACACUAGUUUGGCUAUAUCACAACAGACAGACAGGUUUUUAGCAUCAUCCAAUGAUCCAUCAUCAGAGAUCCAAUCAGUUGUUACAAGGUUAGAAGAAGGUUCUGAAGAGAUUAAAUCUUCUGGUGUGACAAGUGAGCUUAUUCCAAAGUUCGAUGAGGUGGAGUUCCUGCUCACAAAAUUAUGCGACUCAAAUUCAAUUGGAGAGUUAGAGUUAAAACUUGCUGGGUUUCAUCUGCAUGUGGUGAGGGAUUUGAGUGAAAAAGUUAAAACUCUACCUCCUCCAAUUCCUUCCUCUGUAAGCAUAAAUAAUGUCACAGAAACACCUAAAUCAAAUGGAUCAGUUCCUACAACUUCGUUGGCCAUCUCAGAGCCAUUACCUUCUUCAGGGUCUAUCCAGAGAUUCCUGGACAAAGCUGCUGACGAAGGCUUGGUGAUUAUUCAGUCUCCAAAGGUUGGUUUCUUUAGGAGAUCACGAACCAUAAAGGGGAAGCGUGCUCCACCAUCAUGUAAAGAGAAGCAAAACGUUGAGGAGGGUCAAGUGAUCUGUUAUAUUGAACAGCUUGGUGGUGAGCUGCCAAUUGAGUCUGAUGUGUCGGGUGAGAUCAUCAAGAUAUUACGAAAGGAUGGUGGUUAGUUACCUAAAUCAAUUCAAUCUCUCUUUAAACUCUCUCUAAAGACUACAUGUCACUAACUAGACAAAUACUAUAUGUUUUGUGUCUUCGACAGAUCCUGUUGGAUAUGGUGACGCACUUGUUGCAGUAUUGCCAUCAUUUCCUGGAAUAAAGAAGCUUCAAUAGCCAUGCUGUAUUCACUGAUACAUUCAUUACUUUUUGGAGCAACUUCUAUUGUUUUGUGACACAGCUUGUUUGUUUUUACAAUUCUCAUAUAUGAAUUUUAAGUUUAUUAGUCUAUUUAGAGAAGUUUUAUAUUUUACUUUUUGGUAUUUGGUUUUAUAAUUUAUUU
Abrus precatorius (Indian licorice) is the source of this 1256-nucleotide messenger RNA. RefSeq names its product biotin carboxyl carrier protein of acetyl-CoA carboxylase. Lineage: Eukaryota; Viridiplantae; Streptophyta; Magnoliopsida; Fabales; Fabaceae. The record is from RefSeq and is a predicted model, not a curated record. The coding region runs from base 169 to 927 and encodes 252 amino acids. The transcript is spliced from 8 exons.